Syngnathoides biaculeatus (alligator pipefish) is the source of this 895-nucleotide messenger RNA. Its product is annotated as thy-1 membrane glycoprotein-like. Lineage: Eukaryota; Metazoa; Chordata; Actinopteri; Syngnathiformes; Syngnathidae. The transcript is spliced from 5 exons. The coding region runs from base 174 to 638 and encodes 154 amino acids. The record is from RefSeq and is a predicted model, not a curated record.
GGGGCCUGUGGGUGUACAUCUAUUUUUAAGAUAUUCCGAGCGUGAACUACUACUGAGGUGCAACUAUAUCGUGUCAAAAUAUCAGAUUUGUUCGUUUGGUCGUGCGACGUUUUGCAAGUGGCCACUUCCAGUACUGAGAAUUGCUUCAUCAUCCUGCUCGGAAACACAGUUGGAUGGAAGGGUCCAUCAUGCUCCAGUGUCUGUUUGUGUUCAUUGUAUUAGGAGUGUCGCUGAUGCCGGCACAGUGCAACCUCAUCACAGUUUGUAAGGAAGACGACGGGGAUCUGCGGGUGGACUGCCUGGUUAAGGCCAAGCCCGACAAGACCAGCAGCUAUGAGUUCUCCUGGUCGUCGGGCUCCAAGCAGUCACUCAUCAACGUCAACGUGUCCGGACUGGCGGCGGAGGCGGAGUUCAGAAAAGUGAGCCACGUGACAGAGGUGGAGCCGCACGGCUACCGGCUGACGCUGAGCGGCUACCUGGACAAGCUGCCGCACAACACCACCUACAUGUGCAAAAUAACCGGAGAGGGAGCCAGCGUUAAUGUGGAGAGAGAUCAACUUGUCCAGUGCGGCGCCGUCAGCAUGUUUCUCCAGAGUUCCUGGACUGUCGCUGUCCUGCUUUUCUACCAUUACAUGUAAAAACCGAAAGUAAUGAUUCUCAAAGUGUGGUACUGUACAUGUGCGGGAUGUGCUAAACACAUAAGCAUCUUCUCACAACCGCAAUGCUUUAUGUAAUAACACUGUACCACCUGAUCAUGUCUCAUAUGUCAUAGGUAUGACAGAAUGUUCUGCAAUGAAAUGUUGUUAUAUCAUUAUUUACGGAGUGGUUAAUAUGCACUUUUGAACUACAGAAUUGCUAUGGAAACAUGACUGGAAGCUGCAUUGAACAAGGAAAU